Messenger RNA from Serinus canaria (Common canary), 608 nucleotides. It is a transcript of the gene RPL22, whose product is annotated as ribosomal protein L22. The record is from RefSeq and is a predicted model, not a curated record. The coding region runs from base 147 to 536 and encodes 129 amino acids. Gene Ontology annotation, cellular component: ribosome. Gene Ontology annotation, molecular function: RNA binding; structural constituent of ribosome. The transcript has 4 exons. Lineage: Eukaryota; Metazoa; Chordata; Aves; Passeriformes; Fringillidae. Gene Ontology annotation, biological process: cytoplasmic translation.
CCAGGCAUCACUGUCCGCUCGCAGGCUCCCUGCGCGGGAGCGGACCGGAAGCGAUCGAUGCCGUCGGCGCUCGGUUGAGUCGGCCCGAGCGUGGUUGUGCGCAGGCGCGCGGGACGCGCUCCCUUUCUGCCUCGCGCGGAGCCGCCAUGGCGCCCGCGCAGAAGAAGCCUGCGGCGAAAGGUGGCAAGAAAAAGAAGCAGGUUCUGAAGUUCACGCUGGACUGCACGCACCCCGUCGAGGAUGGCAUCAUGGACGCUGCCAACUUUGAGCAGUUCCUGCAGGAACGGAUCAAGGUGAACGGCAAAGCGGGAAACCUGGGCGGGGGCGUGGUGACCAUCGAGAGGAGCAAGAGCAAGAUCACGGUCACAUCAGAGGUGCCCUUCUCCAAGAGGUACCUCAAGUACCUGACCAAGAAGUACCUAAAGAAGAACAACCUGCGGGACUGGCUGCGUGUGGUGGCCAACAGCAAGGAGAGCUACGAGCUGCGCUACUUCCAGAUCAACCAGGAUGAGGAGGAGGAGGAAGAAGAGGAUUGAGCCCCGCCGCCGCUGACGGCCAUUUUGUACAGUUUCACUUUUCUGCAAUAAACAGCGGCAGAGUUGUUCAUA